Messenger RNA from Perca flavescens (yellow perch), 1289 nucleotides. Its product is annotated as tropomyosin alpha-1 chain-like. Gene Ontology annotation, molecular function: protein binding. The record is from RefSeq and is a predicted model, not a curated record. Lineage: Eukaryota; Metazoa; Chordata; Actinopteri; Perciformes; Percidae. The transcript is spliced from 2 exons. Bases 181 to 1257 code for a protein of 358 amino acids.
GUCCGGUCUUGGCGUGGCCAUAGUAGGAUUCGUAAUAUCGCGAGUGGGGGCGCCGUUAGCGCUGAGCGAACAGGUACAGUAGUGAGUUGUCGUCUGUGGAAAAAGAUGGAUAAAGCAAAAAAGCUGUCGGGGGCUAAAAAUAGAAAAAGAAAGAGGGAAUAGGAGAUAGCAUGUCAAUGGAUGCAACAUCAGUUAAAUACGUGGAUGGUGAAAGGCAACAGUGAAGCAGGGGAGACCAAACUCCACGAUUUCCUGCCUGAUAAAAAGCAACCUCUGGACCCUGAUACCACCGCUGAUGAGGCCCAUGACCAAACCAACACCGGCCCUGACAUUUGGAUGGAGGUGAGGAUGCUGCGGGACAUGGUGGUGGAGCAGAAGGUGGAGCUGAGGAACAUGGAAGCCAGGCUGAGGGAGACAGAGAUGCAGGCAGAUGAUCAGAAGUUGGAUCUCCUCCUAACUAAAACCAGCCUGGAGGAGCUGAAGAGAGAUCACACUACCACGGAGGAGAGACUGAGAGCCAGUCAGAAGCAAGUGGAAGAACUAAAGAAAGUAAACAUGGAGCAGUCGGAAGAGCUGUCAGAUCUCAGGGCAAGGCUUGAUGCCAGUGACAAGCGAGUGGAAGAAAUUAAAAAAGUAAAUGUGGAGCUGAGGGGUGAUCUUGAAAACCAGGCAGCUCAACUCUUGUCCAUAGAAGCCAGAGUGACAGUCGGUGACCGUGAGCUGCAGCUCCUAACACGCAGGAUGGAUGACUUGCAGGCUCAGAACACAGCUCAAGAAGUUGAGCUGGCCUCUGUAAUGGACAGGAUGAACACUACUGAGAGCAGCGUGGAUAGUCUCAUCAAAGAGAAUGCAAAGGUGGCAUUUUACACUGCUUUGACAGACUCAGGAGGUGUAGGGCCUUACAAUACUCCGACAGUCCUAAAGUUCAGCAAGGUCUUCACCAAUGUUGGUGGCGCCUAUAGUCCAACCACUGGCUUCUUCACUGCACCGCAGAAAGGAGUGUACUAUUUCAGAUUUACAAUAUGUGGUCAUACAGCAAAGGGCCUCAUGGGAGUGCAACUAUAUCAUAACGGGAGAUCCAUAAUCCAUAAUUUGGAGCACAAGGAUAAUUUGCAUUUUGAGUACCUGUCAAAUGCUGUUACUCUAGAGCUGAAUGUCGGUGAUGAGUUACAUUUGGUCCUCCCAGAGGAGAGUGCUAUCUUUGAUAAUGCAAACAAUCACAGCACAUUUAGUGGCUUCUUGCUUUUCAAAAUGUGAUGCCAAUCUAAUACCAUUUGGAACAACCCAGC